Messenger RNA from Cydia strobilella, 1808 nucleotides. Its product is annotated as mitochondrial import inner membrane translocase subunit Tim17-B-like. Bases 158 to 655 code for a protein of 165 amino acids. Gene Ontology annotation, biological process: protein import into mitochondrial matrix. The transcript has 5 exons. Lineage: Eukaryota; Metazoa; Arthropoda; Insecta; Lepidoptera; Tortricidae. Gene Ontology annotation, cellular component: mitochondrial inner membrane; TIM23 mitochondrial import inner membrane translocase complex. The record is from RefSeq and is a predicted model, not a curated record. Gene Ontology annotation, molecular function: transmembrane protein transporter activity.
CCUCUGCCAGACUGCUGCAGAGUGGUAGGGUUUUCAAUUUAAUAAAAUAUUAAUGCGGAGAUUUCGAAAGUAAUUACUUCCCUAUAACGCUCAACUUAAGAACAAACCUAAGCGCAAAUUAAAAAUCCUAAAUAAGUCAAUAGAAAAGUGAUACAUAAUGGAUGAAUAUUCACGAGAACCCUGCCCGUGGCGUAUUUUGGACGACUCCGGUGGCGCUUUCAUCAUGGGUGCCAUUGGUGGAGGAAUAUUUCACUCAAUAAAAGGAUUUAGAAAUGCACCAGUUGGAUUCAGCCGAAAGAUGCUUGGCAGCUUAGCAGCAAUCAAGGAGCGGUCACCAAUAGUAGCUGGCAACUUUGCAGUAUGGGGUGGCAUGUUUUCCACAAUAGACUGCUCUCUUGUAUACAUGCGGCAGAAGGAGGACCCCUGGAACUCUAUCAUGAGUGGCGCAUUGACCGGUGGAAUACUGGCUGCAAGAAAUGGUGUACCAGCGAUGGCAGGCAGUGCACUAGUAGGUGGGAUCCUGCUUGCCCUCAUAGAGGGCAUUGGCAUCAUGUUCACACGCCUCUCAGCAGAACAGUUCAAGCCUCAGCAACCAAUAUUUGAAGACCCCUCAGUUCUAGGUCAGAGUCAAGGACAAGGGCAGACUUUCCAAUAAACCUAGACUUUAGACAUUUCUUAUUGGUUAGUUCCCAACCUCAUGAGGCAAGGUUUGCCCUUGUGUUCAACAGUGAAUGUACCUAAAAUUAAACUGUACAGUUUCAAUUCAAAUUGAACAGUAUUUAUUACAAAAGUAAAUCACUGAUUUAAAUAUCCCUUGACAAUUUCAUUCUUUCAUAUAUAUAAAAAAAAAAUCUUUUUUCAUUUGUGUACAAUUUUUGUAUGUACAACUGUUUUAACUGUACAGUUAAUUUUGUUUUGCUAGUAAAUAGCAAUGUUAAUCUCUUACUUUAAAACAAAAAAAGAGGUUUUAAUUUAUAAUGUGAACAGGAAGCAUCUGUGAUAUUUGCAGUCCAGUACUGAUUGCUACUAUGUUUGCACCGCGGUCAGAAACUGGUGUUAAUGGUAAAGUUGACCUUUUCACUGUUCAGUAAAGAUUUAACUCAGAUGUAAUGAACACUUUUAGUGCCAAGCACCCCAUUUCUAAUAAUUAAAAUGAACACGCCCGGCAUGAUCUUGGCAGUCAAUGUGUUGAGUAAGGGCCAGUUGCACCAACCACAUUUGACAAAGCGAUGAACGUCACUCUGCAGUUUACUAUGAAACUUUACAUACAACAAAAUUUAGCAAACACUUUACCAUUGACAGAGUUUGGUGCAACCCACCCUAAAUCUAAAGCCUUGUCUACUUAUGUCUAGGCAGUUCAUGCAUAAUGGGGAAGGGCUAUACUUUUAGUUUUAGUAUUUUAGAUCUAUCAGGACAUUCAAUUCCAAACUGUUUCUUAUGGUAUAGAUGUUUUUUUUUGCUUGAGUUUGGGACGUCAUAUUUUACCAGUAACAUAUUUGUUUUUCAGUUUUUAUUAGUUUUUAAAGUAUUUCAUAGUAUGAUGUCAUUGUCACUUUCGAUAUUUUAUUUGUUUCCCAUAUAUUUGAUUGUGACCACAUUUUAGAUGUACCUGCCAUUAUGUGAAUUGAAUCUUUCCCCAGUAUCAUGAAGAUAUAUUUGUUCCUUUCUUCAGGCUGGCAUUUGCCAUUCUAUUUCACAUAGGUAAAUUAAAUAUGGACAAUAUGCUAUGAAAUAUUUACCUACUUUGUAAUCGUACAUCUUGUUUGAUUAUUAAUAUGAUUUAAAAAUAAAAUAAAUUGGUUUAGAAA